AUGUCUCCCAGGCUUGAGCAACCGGACUGCUACUCCAAUACUGACUAUGAGAUUGGCAAGCGGCUCUUCAACGUUUAUAUGGCAUUAAUGAUGGUUCAAUCCUCGCCUGAGGGCAGAACAGAUGAAUCAUUGAUUGAAGCAGACCGCUUCAUUGAUUCGAAGGCCUUUAAUUUCGAGGCAGCACUGGCAGCCAUAAAGGGCUUGAAUCUAAAUUUACCCCGCACGGAUAUAAUAAAUGAUGAGAGCGUUGAAGACUACAUUUACAAGAUUCUCGGAUUCGUCAGAUUGGCCAACGACAGGGAAGACUUUAUUCCUUUGUUGACAAAACUCCAACUACAAAUUCCAACUUGCUCAGCCGAUACAGGGACAUCUACAACUGCCUAUCAUCGCUCAGUGUUGGAGGAAAAGGCAGGGCGUUACAUCAGUCUCGCGCCUACCCAAUGUUCUAACCCAAACAAUGACCCUGAACUCUGGAAAUAUACGUCUCUUUUAUGGGAGAAAGCAUCGAAUCACGGUGUGACGCCCGAUAUCAGAGAAACUUGCCUCAGCAAUUUUCCACCCAAGUUUCGAAUCACCAUUUCUUGCAUGGGAGCACAAGCUUCGGGUGAGGGCAAGACCAAGAAGCUGGCGAAACACAUUGCAGCAAAAGGCGUUUGCCAAAUCCUUGGGCUCCAGCCAUGUUGA
This is a messenger RNA of Aspergillus udagawae, 684 nucleotides long. RefSeq names its product double-stranded RNA binding motif domain-containing protein. The transcript has 3 exons. The record is from RefSeq and is a predicted model, not a curated record. Bases 1 to 684 code for a protein of 227 amino acids. NCBI's taxonomy places the organism in Eukaryota, Fungi, Ascomycota, Eurotiomycetes, Eurotiales, Aspergillaceae.